GAGGCAGGAAUACACUUUGGAUGAGUUCUGCAAUUAACAACAAGCAGUAAUCUAAUGCAGUAGGCAUACUCACUGUUUGCUGGUAAUAAACUCUGUGUGGUUUGGGCUUGUCUAGGAGUUUCAGCAGCUCUUGAAUGUGAUUUUAAUCAUGAAAAGGUGCAUCUAAUGGCGUGAGAUGUGCCAUGUCAAUUUGGAAGCAUAUUUUGUUGUGAGAUGGUGGGAAAACUUUUAUAUUAGGCAUCUCUGGAAAAGGGUGUAGAUCUAGAAACAGAUUAUAACUUUCAUAUCACAUUAUGUAAGGUCUUUCGUCCUCUAAGAAAGCUAUAUUUUUACAACCUCAAUUCCAAAAAACGGUGGGACACUGUGUAAAAUGUAAAUAAAAAUAGAAUGCAAUGAUUUGCAAAUCUCAUAAACCCAUAUGUUAUUCACAAUAGAACAUAGAAAAUAUAACAUAUCGAAUGUUUAAACAGAGGAAAGGUACCAUUUUAAGAAAAAAAAAAAAGGUAAUUUUGAAUUUGAUGGUUGCAACACGUCUCAAAAAAGUUGGGACUGGGCAACAGAAGGCUGUAAAAGUAAAAAGAAACAGCUGGGGGAACAUCUUUCAACUAAUUAGGUUAAUUGGCAACAGGUCAGUAACAUGAUUGGUAUAAAAAGAGUAUCUGAGAUAGGCAGAGUCUCUCAGAAGUAAAGAUGGGGUGGGAAUCUGGAUGGAAGCAUAUGUUGCUCUAAAACCUUUUAGAGCAACUUUUUUUUUUCCUUUUUUUUUUAGAGAACCUUUUUUUUUUGUUUUAAGUAAACAUUAGAUUAUCUAAUCAAGUUUGACCAUAUAUUUAGUAAAGCUUGGACUAUGUGUUGCUGUUAUUUUUAAAAUGGCAUUGUCAUAUGACCACCAUGACUCCCCUCUCUUUUUUUUUUCCAGGUGAAUCUCCUUGAAUGGGAAAUUCCUCUUGACUUUUUCUGACCCACCUGACCCCACUGUUCCGUCCCACUCCAUCUCUGCCUGCCAUAAGGUCCCCCACGUGAUCAUCAUGACCUCCAUGGCACAGCUGCUGGCCUCUAAGCUCGCCCCACUGUCUCAGGUUGGGAGCAGAGACAGUCUUUUUAGUUGUGACGAGGAGAUCGAGCGGCGCUAUGAAGUUGUCCCUUCUGUUGUCUGCUCCAUGUGCUGCCUCUUCGGCAUCAUCUAUUGCUUCUUUGGCUACCGCUGUUUUAAGGCUGUAAUGUUCCUCACUGGCCUGAUGUUUGGCUCCAUCAUCAUCUUCAUGCUGUGCUACAAGGAACGAGUAAUGGACACACAGCUGAGCGUGGAGGCCAGUGUGGGCAUCGGGCUGGGAAUCGGCACGCUGUGCGGCCUAGUCACCAUGCUGGUGCGCAGCGUGGGGCUCUUCAUGGUGGGCCUGCUGCUAGGCUUGCUGGUGGCUCUGGCCUCCCUGGUGGUGCUGGAGGAAUUCUACCACCCGCACACGGUGUGGCUGCCCCUGGGUGUGCUGCUCGGUUCUGGCAUGCUAUUCGCCGUGCUCACGCUGCAGUGGCAGCGCUGCUUCACCACCCUCUCCACGGCUGUGUUUGGUUCAGCCAUCGUCACAGUCACUGUGGAUUAUUUCGUGGAGCUGUUUGCGCUCACGCGUUACAUCUAUGAAAGGGUGAAGGUGGCUCCGGCUCAGCCCGUAUGCUGGUACACGUGGGUGGUGAUGGGCGUGUGGCCUGUGCUCGCCCUGCUGGGGGUCCUCAUUCAGUGGAAGGUGACUGCAGAUGGAUAUUCGCACACCGAAGUGUUCAUCAGUCAUCAGCAGAGGCGGCUGCAGCUGAUGAAGAUUCGUCAGAAAGAGGAGAGAAGGGAGAGCAGGAAAAAGAAGAAGAAACAACAACAGAAACCUCAGCGGCAACAGCAGCAGCAGCAGAAGCAGAAGUACCACCAUCCUCCCCAGUCUAACCAUCACGCCACGAACCCCCCUGCAAAAACCCAGCAUCAAGAACCCACAUACCGCAGGAAACCCAACCCCACACGCCGCUAUGAUGGAGACGUACUCUCGCCGAGCUAUAUUCAGCAUUUCCGGGACAGACACGUGGACAGACGAGGCUACUCUCAUGGCAGAUUGGUUAGCAGUUCUCAUACAGUGGAUAUAGACUAUGACUGCGGCUCUCAGGUCCCCCUGACCGCCCAUACAGGACCUGCAGUGAGAGUGUGAUCCUGCCCCCUUGUGUUCAGUGGCGGUGUUCCAACCAGGCCUGCUCCUGUGCAGUCCUCAGGUCAGAGUCUGAAAGGAGAAGAAUCAUUUAUAUUGGGGACCCACAUGCCAUGGCUCUGCUCUGUUGUGUAAUAAGUGAUGCCCUGGGGAGGAAUGUUUUUCGCCAACAGCCUUAUUCAUCAGGGCUCUGACUGGAAAUAGUUUCUCUCUGUCUAGAUUGAAAUUGUGUGCUGCUGAGAGUGCGUGUGUGUUUGUGUGUGUGUGGUGUGUGUUUGGCCCUCCAAGGCUCCCCAGGCCAUUAUUUGACUCUAUGCUGUCCCUUGGCAAGCAGAAUGGGCUCAUUACUAUGUCAGCCAUUUUUACAGAGGGGACAUUAUGCAGACUGAGCAUUGGACCAAAUGCGGCAUGGCUCUGAAGCCUUCCCAUCCACGUAAAUCAUACGUGUUUACGUAAAGACAGCGUGUUUCACGGCAGCAGACUUUAUAGCUCUUCCAUGCGGGAGAGAAAAAUGACCAGUUAUGGUGAUGCACUCUAUUCACGAAACGUUGUUUACAGUACAAAUGAGGCUGUACCUUUUACG
This is a messenger RNA of Ictalurus furcatus (blue catfish), 2769 nucleotides long. RefSeq names its product transmembrane protein 198a (gene tmem198aa). The record is from RefSeq and is a predicted model, not a curated record. The coding region runs from base 1029 to 2189 and encodes 386 amino acids. Gene Ontology annotation, cellular component: cytoplasmic vesicle; plasma membrane. Gene Ontology annotation, biological process: positive regulation of canonical Wnt signaling pathway. The transcript is spliced from 4 exons. Lineage: Eukaryota; Metazoa; Chordata; Actinopteri; Siluriformes; Ictaluridae.